Triticum urartu is the source of this 1493-nucleotide messenger RNA. RefSeq names its product DNA repair (Rad51) family protein (gene DMC1). Gene Ontology annotation, biological process: chromosome organization involved in meiotic cell cycle; reciprocal meiotic recombination; DNA strand invasion. NCBI's taxonomy places the organism in Eukaryota, Viridiplantae, Streptophyta, Magnoliopsida, Poales, Poaceae. Gene Ontology annotation, molecular function: double-stranded DNA binding; ATP-dependent DNA damage sensor activity; ATP binding. Gene Ontology annotation, cellular component: nucleus; condensed nuclear chromosome. The record is from RefSeq and is a predicted model, not a curated record.
CGUCGCAGCCGCAGUGAUCCACAUUCCACCCGCACCUGCGCUUCCCAAACCUCCCCUCUCCCCCAGCCUCCGCCCCACUUCCUUCUCCUCCAGCAGCACGCGAUCCUCCGGCUCGUACAGGCGCGCACGCGGGAUGGCGCCGUCCAAGCAGUACGACGAGGGCGGGCAGCUCCAGCUCAUGGAGGCCGACCGGGUCGAGGAGGAGGAGGAGUGCUUCGAGUCCAUCGACAAGUUGAUCUCGCAGGGAAUAAACUCAGGAGACGUGAAGAAGCUGCAGGAUGCGGGGAUCUACACUUGCAAUGGGCUGAUGAUGCACACCAAGAAGAGCCUUACAGGGAUUAAGGGCUUGUCUGAAGCAAAGGUUGAUAAGAUCUGCGAGGCUGCUGAAAAACUUCUGAGUCAGGGUUUCAUGACAGGAAGUGAUCUCCUUAUUAAGCGAAAGUCUGUUGUCCGGAUUACCACUGGGAGCCAAGCGCUUGAUGAGCUGCUUGGAGGAGGGAUUGAAACACUCUGUAUCACAGAGGCAUUUGGAGAGUUCCGGUCAGGGAAGACCCAGUUGGCUCAUACUCUUUGUGUCUCCACUCAGCUUCCACUCCACAUGCAUGGUGGGAACGGGAAGGUUGCCUACAUUGACACUGAGGGAACAUUCCGGCCUGAACGCAUUGUGCCAAUUGCUGAGAGAUUUGGGAUGGAUGCCAAUGCUGUUCUUGACAAUAUCAUAUACGCUCGCGCAUACACCUAUGAGCACCAGUACAACUUACUCCUGGGCCUUGCUGCCAAGAUGGCCGAAGAGCCUUUCAGGCUUCUGAUCGUGGAUUCUGUGAUUGCGCUAUUCCGUGUUGAUUUCAGUGGUAGGGGUGAACUUGCAGAGCGUCAGCAAAAACUGGCACAAAUGCUGUCCCGCCUUACAAAGAUUGCUGAGGAGUUCAAUGUUGCAGUGUACAUCACCAACCAAGUGAUUGCGGACCCAGGUGGUGGUAUGUUCAUCACUGACCCCAAAAAGCCGGCAGGAGGCCACGUGCUGGCGCAUGCAGCCACCAUCCGGUUGAUGCUGAGGAAAAGCAAAGGCGAGCAGCGUGUCUGCAAGAUCUUUGACGCCCCUAACCUUCCCGAGGGAGAAGCUGUUUUCCAGAUUACAACAGGCGGAUUGAUGGAUGUGAAAGACUGAUUGUUCAUCCAGGGCGCUUCCUGUCUUAAGCUGUUGAUAGUUCUGCUAGCAAAUCGACAAAGGCUACUGCACCGUUACUCUGUUCUUGCCACUGCAGAGAAGAAAUUGGGCAACCUCUAUGCUGUUUAUACCUCCUGUUGGGUGUUCUGUAAGCUUGUAGUAGUAAUGCCUUAAGGAUUUGUGGUGAGGACAAAAGUUAUCUCGCGUGACUCAUCAUAAGACCUUAGCCUGAUGUAGUGGAGAUGUAAGGUUAACAUGUUCUUUGCUUCAGGAAGACACCAAACUGAAGGAUAUGAAAAUGAAAUAGUCUGUCUUAUUCUUUGAA